Molecule: messenger RNA, 648 nt
Organism: Schistocerca nitens (vagrant locust)
Lineage: Eukaryota; Metazoa; Arthropoda; Insecta; Orthoptera; Acrididae
Gene: mRpL30
Product: 39S ribosomal protein L30, mitochondrial
Exons: 3
Coding region: 52-570 (172 amino acids)
Biological process (GO): translation
Cellular component (GO): large ribosomal subunit; mitochondrion
Molecular function (GO): structural constituent of ribosome
Source: RefSeq, a predicted model, not a curated record
UCCGAAAUACAAAGAUAAUCUGUGAGUUGUUUAUGUUUUGAUCUUCGAAGAAUGUUCGGAAGGUUUGUCAGUAGGUUGUGGAGCUAUGGACGUUUGAGGAAUUAUUCAACGGAUGGUGGUGGCAUUAAGUACCAUGGAUUCACGUAUUACCCAAGGUUUCCAGACUUCAAGGACCCACCUUAUGAACCAUCAAAACUUUUUAUGGUGCAACGUGUGAAAGCUCUCAAAGGCCGCCCUUACUGGGAGAAAAAUAUGAUGAAGGAAAUUGGUCUGGCUGGAAAGAGGAGCGAUAUUGUUAUCAUGAAGAAUAUACCGGAGAACAACGCUCGCCUUUGGCAAGUUAAACAUCUAGUUAAGAUAACACCCAUUACAUGCCCAAAUGGUCUUCCAUCUGAUGGUGACUACAGUGGUACAUACCUUAAGGAAAAUGGUGAAUUCAUAGUUACACCGAAGCUGAAAGUGCCACAAGAACAGGAAACAGCACUUGAGGUUUUUCAGAGUAAGAAGGACAGACUUGAUGGAGAAACCUUGCGGAAGCACUUACGGCUUAAAUGGCUGAAUGCUUGGUGACCUGUGAUUGUUUAUUGUUGUAUUAUACUUUUAAGUAAUUAUUAAUUGUAAUAAACAGCUUAUGUCAACUUUGGCAGA